AUGCGCGGCUUUCACGGGAAGAGGUCACGAGAAGCUGUUACGCGGAGCGGAGGGACAGCAGGAGCAGGAGCGAGAGAAGCGAAUGGGGCAGCCGAAAACGCCACUGAUGAAAUUCGGCUUCCUGGGCGCUAUGUGUCGAAGCGGGAGCGGUUGAGGGUGGACGGGCAGAAAAGGAACAUAUCCACUCACGGGCAGCCAAUCGACAAGAUUUCGGCGAAAAAUGUUGUGCGGGAAACUGCGUACGGCGGGGAAGCCCUCUCGGACGCGCCCGAUUGGAUACAGAACGCGGCGGCGAAUCAGGAGGGUGCUGCUGAGCGAUUCGCUGCGCCGCGGCGCCUGAUGUGCCGGAUCCAGUCAGCCCACUCACGUCCUGCCACGUGUGUCAGGUGGUCCCCACAGUACGGUCAUCUGUUGACGUCAGCAGGGAUGGAUGGGGCAGUCAAAGUGUGGAGUCCUUUUGAAGAUAGCCCAGGAGAACGGGCAGAUUCUGGGAAAACUUUUCCUCUCUGCCCGGUUAGGGUGUUUAACGGUCACCGAGCAGCAGUGAAAGACUCGUCGUGGACGAACGAUGCCGCCCGGCUCCUGACAGCCAGCCUGGAUGCUACAGUGCAAGUUGCUGACGUGGAAUCAGGAGCUACAGUAGCAGAGGUGCGUCAGGGUGGCUUCAUGUCAGUUUGCCGCCCGGAUCCCUCCAACCCACAGAUCUUCGCCACAGGAGGCGAAUUUAAGCACGGCCAAUCACAGCAGCAGCACAGCAGCCGCUUCUUCUGA
This is a messenger RNA of Closterium sp. Naga37s-1, 771 nucleotides long. Lineage: Eukaryota; Viridiplantae; Streptophyta; Zygnematophyceae; Desmidiales; Closteriaceae. The record is from the annotation of a GenBank genome assembly.